AUGUCUCAGAGUUGGAGCCAACAUCAAAUAGAUCACGUUGCUGCAAACGGAUCUGUAGGGCAAACCGUACCUCAGCAACAGCAGCAGCAACAGCAUCAAACUGGAGCUCAAGAGCGACAGUUAACUGAUGAAAGUUCUGGUUUAUCAAAUAAACUGAAUUCAGAAGGAAUGAAGGGACAGGGGCAAUACACUCUUCCUUCGAUUUCAGCAGGACUACCACCUAAUGCUGGGGAGCAGCAGCAACCUCCAUCAGAUGGAUCGACAUACCGACCAUUGAACGUGAAGGACGCUUUGUCAUACUUGGAACAAGUUAAGUUCCAAUUUAGCAGCAGACCCGACGUUUACAAUCAUUUCUUGGAUAUAAUGAAGGAAUUCAAGUCUCAAGCGAUUGACACCCCUGGAGUUAUUGAGCGCGUUUCUACAUUAUUUCAAGGUUAUCCUACUUUAAUUCAAGGUUUUAAUACGUUUUUGCCUCAAGGCUAUAAUAUCGAAUGUUCUGCAGAUCCGAAUGAUCCGAUAAAGGUCACAACGCCAUUUGGCGUUACAGGUGAGAUGUCAAUUGUGUCACCAGGCAACCACAUGCCUCAUGGAGAACAGCACCAGCCUGCUGUCCAGGGUAUGCAACCGAUGUACCAAGCUUCAGACCUUCCAUCGGCAUUAGCGCAGCCGCAGGAUCAAUAUGGAGUUGGUGUUAAAAAGGCCGGCGACGUUGAAUUUUCGCACGCUAUAAGUUAUGUUAACAAGAUUAAAACAAGAUUUGCAGACCAACCGGAUGUUUACAAACACUUCUUAGAAAUCUUGCAGACAUACCAAAGAGAGCAGAAACCUAUCAAUGAAGUUUAUGCACAAGUAACUGUUUUAUUUCAAAAUGCUCCUGACUUGCUUGAUGAUUUUAAGGAGUUUUUACCUGAUGCUUCCGCUCCGAAGGUGCAGCAUCAGCCCCACCAUUUGAAUAACACUUUGACUUCUACUAGCUUUUACCGUGCUCAGCAGCAGCAUACUGCCCAACAGCGACAAACAGUUGCUCACCAACAAAAUUUACCUCCAUUGGGUAGCUUUUCAACACCUGGUGAUUAUCAUACAAUGGGUAUGCCUGUAGUCCAAGGACCCGGUAUUAGCCAUGUUCAUGAACAACCAUCUCACAUUGUUACGCAAGGUAUAUCAAACCAAAAUAUACCUGUUUCAGAUUUGCGGACAACAAAUGAUGGGUCUCUUAGACCCGCAGACUACAAUCAGGGUCAUGAUAUACAGUAUUUGGAGCCAACUACAAGGCCUGAAAUCGACCUAGACCCAAGUCUUGUACCAGUGAUACCGGAGCCUGUUAAGCCUUUAGAAGAUGAGUUGAAUCUAGUUGAGGAGACAACUUUUUUUGAUAAGGCUAAAAAGGCUAUUGGCAAUCAACAAGUUUAUACGGAAUUCUUAAAAAUCCUCAAUCUCUACUCCCAAGACUUGUUGGCAUUGGAUAAACUAGUUGAAAAAGUCGGGCAUUAUUUAUCGGGCUUCCCUGACCUUUUUGAUUGGUUUAAGAGUUUCGUUGGUUACCAAGAAGUGCCAAAGCAUAUUGAAAAUGUUGUUCAUGAGAAGCACAGGUUAGAUUUAGACCUAUGCGAAGCUUGUGGACCAAGUUACAAAAAAUUACCUAAGGCUGAUACCUUUAUGCCAUGUUCUGGAAGAGAUGAGAUGUGUUGGGAAGUUUUGAAUGAUGAGUGGGUUGGUCAUCCCGUAUGGGCGUCCGAAGAUUCUGGAUUUAUUGCUCAUAGGAAAAAUCAGUAUGAGGAUACAUUGUUCAAGAUAGAAGAAGAACGACAUGAGUAUGAUUUUUACAUUGAAGCAAACCUCAGGACGAUUCAAACCCUAGAAACUAUUGCCAAUAAGAUUGCUAAUAUGACCAACGAAGAAAAAGCCGCAUUUAAAUUACCACCAGGCUUGGGUCACACUUCUGUUACCAUUUACAAGAAGGUCAUAAGAAAAAUAUACGAAAAAGAUAGGGGCUUCGAGAUAAUCGACGCUUUGCAUGAGCACCCAGCUAUAACUGUUCCUAUUGUAUUAAAGCGUUUGAAACAAAAGGAUGAAGAAUGGAGACGAGCACAGAGGGAAUGGAAUAAAGUAUGGAGGGAGCUAGAGCAAAAAGUAUUUUACAAAGCUUUAGAUCAUCUUGGAUUAACAUUCAAACAAGCAGACAAGAAGCUGUUAACCGCAAAACAACUAAUUUCGGAAAUUGGUAGCAUUAAGGUCGAUCAGUCUAGUAAGCGCAUACAUCCAUUGACUCCGAAGCCUAAAAGCCAGUUGACCUUUACCUUCAAGGAUUCUGAGGUUUUUUAUGAUAUUUUAAGUUUAGUUUUUGUUUUCAUUGACAACAAUAAUACCUAUUCAUCGCCCGAUAAGGACCGUAUAAAAGAAUUCCUCAAAGGAUUUUUAUGUCUUUUCUUCUCAUAUCCCAUGGAUGAGGUAAACGAUGCCUUAUCAAAACGGUUUAGUACAACAUCAGCUGUCAAUUCUUCCGCUGAAGAUGCAGAUUUACAUCAAGAGAAGGCGAACUUAGAAAUUACAAUGAAGCGUAGCCACGACGAUACGGACUCCUUGUUGAGGGACAUACUUUAUAGAAAUAAGCAUCAAAAGGGUAGGAAUCCUGCGCAAGAGAGCUCUUCAGAAGAUAUUGAUAGGGAGUCCGAGCUCGAGGAAGAAGAGAUUAUCAGGCAAGAAGCUAAAAAGCCAUGGCUACUAGGAAAUAUAGUUGAUGAAGCUGAUAACCAUGGUCAUGUUGAAAAUCGUACCAUAUUCAAUAUGUUUGCCAAUACCAAUAUAUAUGUUUUUUUCCGCCAUUUGACUACAAUGUAUGAAAGGUUGUUUGAAGUGAAACAAAUGGACAAAGAAGUUACCGAAGAAAUAGCUAAUAGGAAAGUUGUACAAUUUGCAAAGGAUUUAAAUUUGAUAUCUACGCAGUUGACAGAUAUGGGACUAGAUUUUAAGGGAUCGCCUGCAUACGUGGAGUUGUUGCGUUUAUCCAGAAAUUUGAUCAGCGGUAAUUUAGAGCAUCAGUGGUUUGAAGAAAGCUUACGUCAAGCAUACAAGAACAAGGCAUUUAAGAUAUAUACUGUUGAUAAAGUUAUCCAGUCAUUGGUUAAACAUGCACACGCUAUCAUUACUGAUACCAAAACAGUGGAGAUUAUGAUACUGUUUGAGAAAGAUCGCACAAGAGUCUCCACAAGUACAAAAGAGCAAAUUCUCUAUCGCUUACAGGUUAGAUCAAAUAUGUCGAACAUUGAGAAUAUGUUCCGUAUUGAAUUCAACAAAACCACUUCACAGGUCUCAAUACAGUAUGUCGCUGUCGAUGACUUAACACUUGAGGAACCUAAAUCCUUGAAAGAUAAAUGGCAAUAUUACCUUACUUCUUAUUCUUUAUCUCACCCUACUGAAGGUAUUUCACAUGAUAAUUUAAAACCCCCUUUCCUUGAAAAGAUUAUUGAGAGGGAAGAAGAUUAUAUUGAUGAUAAGGACGAAAAGUACUCACCUGAAGGCAUUGCUUCCUCGAACCUAAAAGUUAGAAUAGACCCAGCUACAUACUAUAUGGAGGUGGACGCUGGUUCUCACGAUACAUUUUCAAGAAAAGCUGUUAAUAAAUUUCCAACUAAGGCGGAAGCAAAGAAGAAGAAAUCGUUCGAACUAAAAGCGGAAUUUGAGAAGUUCCUAAAUAGCAAUAAUGGUUGGAAAAAGGGUAUAGCCAGCGAGAAUGCAGCAGAUGUCGAAAAUCGGCUAGAUUUUGUAAAGAAAAAUGGCACACUAGAAGGAUAUUCAACAAAAAUAGUAUCCUCUAGUGUGGGCGAAGUGGAUCGCACUGGAAAUAAAGAUGCAAAACUAACAUCUUCGCAAAAAACUGCAGAUUCUAAUUCUGUGGUUCCUUCUCCUGCGCAACCUUAA
Molecule: messenger RNA, 3918 nt
Organism: Eremothecium sinecaudum
Lineage: Eukaryota; Fungi; Ascomycota; Saccharomycetes; Saccharomycetales; Saccharomycetaceae
Gene: SIN3
Product: transcriptional regulator SIN3
Exons: 1
Coding region: 1-3918 (1305 amino acids)
Biological process (GO): negative regulation of transcription by RNA polymerase II
Cellular component (GO): Sin3-type complex; chromatin
Molecular function (GO): transcription corepressor activity
Source: RefSeq, a predicted model, not a curated record